Messenger RNA from Impatiens glandulifera, 1138 nucleotides. RefSeq names its product exosome complex component RRP41-like. Gene Ontology annotation, cellular component: cytoplasmic exosome (RNase complex); nuclear exosome (RNase complex); nucleolus. The record is from RefSeq and is a predicted model, not a curated record. The coding region runs from base 123 to 899 and encodes 258 amino acids. The transcript has 8 exons. Lineage: Eukaryota; Viridiplantae; Streptophyta; Magnoliopsida; Ericales; Balsaminaceae. Gene Ontology annotation, biological process: poly(A)-dependent snoRNA 3'-end processing; U4 snRNA 3'-end processing; rRNA catabolic process.
UUCCAAAACAAACAAGGUCUAAUUGUACAAAAGCUUGGCCGCCCCCUAAGUGUGAAAAAUCCGACACUUCCUCCCGCUCGACUUCUUCUUCUUCUACCUUUAGCACGGCGGCAGAGAGAGAGAUGGGUGGCCAAGCUGGAAUGACUCCAUCGACAUACUCCCCUUCGCCGACAACGCAUAAGAAGAAAAAGCUUCCCAUUUUUGACGACGUUGAUUGGAUUCGCUCAGAUGGACGCACCUUCCACAAGUGCCGUCCGGCCUUUUUCAGGACAGGAGCAGUGAAUGCUGCAUCAGGAUCUGCUUAUGCUGAGUUUGCAAAUACCAAGGUCAUUGUAUCAAUAUUUGGACCAAGAGAAAGCAAAAAGGCCUUAAGUUAUAGUGAUGUAGGGAGGCUGAACUGUAAUGUCAGUUAUACAACUUUUUCUAGUCCUAAUAGAGGACAGGGAUCAGAUAACAAGGACUUCUCAACGUCGUUGCAUAAAGCUCUUGAAGGAUCUAUAAUAUUGGAUUCUUUCCCGAAAACUACAGUUGAUGUGUUUGCGCUAAUUCUGGAAUCUGGUGGCAGUGAUUUCCCUGUGGUGGUUUCAUGUGCUAGUCUUGCUUUAGCUGAUGCGGGAAUUAUGUUGUAUGAUUUGGUUGCCUCCGUUUCUGUGUCUUCUCUGGGAAAGAACCUUCUGAUUGAUCCUCUUACAGAAGAGGAAAGCUAUCAAGAUGGAAGUCUUUUGAUUACUUGCAUGCCUUCCCGCAAUGAGGUCACACAGUUGACAAUAACUGGAGAAUGGUCAACACCGAAGAUUAACGAGGCGAUGGAACUCUGCAUCGAUGCAUGCUCCAAGCUUGGGAACGUGAUGAGAUCUUGCUUGAAACAAGAAGCUGCUUCAGAUGCACAAGAAGACUAAGGUGGAAACAAAUAUCUAGUAUAUUUUUGCCCAGCUCUUUUUCUUUGGAUAGUUUGUUGUUUAGAUCCGUGACUGGGAAGAAUUUUUAUAUUUUCUUCGAAUCAAUGAAAAUGUGUGAGAACCCUCAUUACGGGUUUCCAUGUAUAACUUGGAUUGGAAUUUCAAGUCAACCGCCCUAAUGGGAUGUGGAUUAAGAAUUACUUCAUCUUUAUUGCAAGAAAGAAAUUGACUCUACUGCC